AUGCUAUUUGGUGGUGAUGCCGAUCAAGUUCAACACCCUAACAUAGGGCAAUUCGAUGAAGGCAGUAGCAAUCAUGUCGAACGACUAAACAUAGUGCUGUUUGGAGAAGGCAGCAGCAAUCAAGUUCCAAGAACAAUGCGCUUAACUCAUAUAAGGCAAAUUGCCCGAUCCAAUAGGACACGCUUGCCUCGGGAUGGACUAAUACAAAGUUUCACUAAUAAUGGUAAUCGCACAAACUACCAUAGUACAACUUUGAAAAAGAUAAACAUCAAUAUCAUCAUUACUGUUGCUGCAAUCAUAGUAGGUGGUGAAGGAUCAGAAAACAUUAGAGGUCGAGAUAUUGUUGUGCAAACUACAGAUGGUCAACUUAAGAGUAUCAAAGACUGUGUCGGCUACUAUGACCCUUUACAAUAUCCAUUGUUGUUACCUUAUGGAACAUAUGGAUGGGAUGUGAAUACUCGAAAUAACAACAGCAGAAAAGUGACAUGUUGUGACUAUUAUUCGUAUCUUCUUCAGAUCCGUCAACAUGACGAAUCGCUUCUACUUCGUGGUGGCCGCCUAUUGCAACAAUAUGUAGUUGAUAACUACGUCAAGAUCGAAUCACAAAAGCUUAGAUGGAUGCGUAAUAAUCAACACACAAUUCGAUCUGAAUUUUAUCGAGGACUGCAAGACUCAUUAAUUGCAGGACAAAAUAAUGCAGGAGACGUCGGUCGUCGUAGGACUAUAUUACCAUCAUCUUUUGUUGGUAGUCCCCGAGACAUGUAUCAAAGGUAUCAAGAUGCAAUGACUUUGGUUCAAAAAUAUGGAAGACCAGACAUUUUCCUAACAAUGACAUGUAAUCCAACUUGGGAAGAAAUAAGUGAUGAGCUACUACCUGGCCAAACACCACAAGAUCGACCAGAUUUGCUUACAAGGGUUUUUCGUGCAAAAUUUGAAGAGUUGAAGAAUGAUGUUAUAAAAAAAGGUGUUUUAGGCAAAGUUCUUGCAUAUGUAUAUGUCAUUGAGUUUCAAAAGCGCGGUCUCCCCCAUGUUCACAUGCUUCUCAUGUUAGAAGAAAAUGAUAAGCUUAAUAGUCCAGAUGAUUAUGAUCAGGUGGUACGGGCUGAAAUACCAAAUCCAAAUGAAGAGCCUGAAUUGUAUGGUGCCGUCUUAAGGCAUAUGAUACAUGGUCCAUGUGGAAUACACAAUUCACGAUCACCCUGUAUGAAACGUGGUAGCUGUAAACGAAAUUAUCCUAAGCCAUUUGCACCAACUACAGUUCAAGGAAAUGAUUCUUAUCCAGUCUAUCGUAGAAGAGACAAUCAUGAUCCAAUCCCAUUAGAUCAUAAUGCACGUAUAAUGGUGGAUAAUCGGUGGGUCAUUCCGUACAACUCAUGGCUACUCCUCAGAUAUGAUUGUCAUAUUAAUGUUGAGAUUUGUUGCAGCAUUAAGAGUGUUAAGUAUCUGUACAAAUAUGUUUACAAAGGUCCCGACCGAGUAGCUUUUGAAGUCCAUCAUGAACCUAUUCAAGAUGAAAUAAAGCAGUUUGUUGAUGCAAGAUGGAGUUUUUUACCAAGAAUACCACUUGCCUGGAAGCAAGACAAUACUUAUACCGGGAAUUCCCUGAACGGUUCAAAUGGAGUCAAAGAGAUAAACUCUAGAGUGAGAGGAUGA
Messenger RNA from Pyrus x bretschneideri (Chinese white pear), 1653 nucleotides. RefSeq lists its product as uncharacterized. The transcript has 5 exons. The record is from RefSeq and is a predicted model, not a curated record. The coding region runs from base 1 to 1653 and encodes 550 amino acids. Lineage: Eukaryota; Viridiplantae; Streptophyta; Magnoliopsida; Rosales; Rosaceae.